AUGGUUGGUAUUCUGGUCUACACCUCCUCAUCUUUGGCAGAGAGUCUUGAACAAGUUAGGCACUUUGCUGGUCUACCUGCUGCCUCCAUUCCAGAACCCUACAGAGUGAUUCACCCUUCGGAAUCCUCGAGUGAAGAUGAUAAGAUCCUCGCUGAAGUGUAUGGUACCCAAACUCAUGCAUCUACGGAUCCGACAGUUGAGGCCACAGCUCAUCCUGAUUCCACCACCUUCCAAAUUCGAGAGAUUACAAAUCUUAUUGGGAACUCAUCUGCUAUUGUCUCUGAUUCUAGUCAUUCUGUGACUCCUGUUCAAUCCCCAACCAAAGAAACGAGAAGGUCUAAAAGGAAGAAUGUACCAGUGAAAGUUGUUGUUGAGACCGGUGAUGACAGUGCUGAUGUGGAUCAGCCUGAGAAGAGAAGGAAGUCUAGUGAAACCGUCAAAUCUGAAGGUAAUCCACCUAUUCAACAAGUGAUCAAGACACUGAGAUCGUUUGUUAAACAAAAGGGCCCUACGGCGGUUCAAUCUGCUACUGUACCGACAUCAUCUACUAGAAAGGGGAAACCAUCCACACGUUCCAGAGGUCGAAGCAUAACUCCUGAAGUUCAACCUGUUGAAGGAUCUGACACAUCUAUUUACAAGCCUCAGUUUAUAUCCCCUGCUGCUCAGGCCAAAUGGUCUACUAUGGUCAGAAGAGAUCUUAUUGUGCAACGAUCUGUGGAUGAGAACCAGCUGAACUCCGUAUGUGAUAUUCUACCUCUGCUGAAUGAAGUAGGAUUGCUGAAGACUGUCACUGCCAUUUGCCCAUACUCAAAGCUCCUCACGUAUGAAUUCUACUGUAAUCUCAAUGACGAGAUUGACAUCUUAACCGGGCCACGACCAAUGCAGAUUUUCAUUAGAGGGAAGUGGUACAUUUUUGGGCCUGACAUGAUCAAUGAAUACUAUGGACUGACUACUGUGCAAGAAGAGGCAAUCUCAGACUGGAACUUGGUGGGCAAAACUCUUACGGGUGGUCAAAUUGAAACUUGGCCUACGGGUAACAAGGAUUAUCUGCAGAGCUCUUAA
Messenger RNA from Ipomoea nil (Japanese morning glory), 1062 nucleotides. RefSeq lists its product as uncharacterized. The record is from RefSeq and is a predicted model, not a curated record. The coding region runs from base 1 to 1062 and encodes 353 amino acids. Lineage: Eukaryota; Viridiplantae; Streptophyta; Magnoliopsida; Solanales; Convolvulaceae. The transcript has a single exon.